GGAGUUUGUUUUGCUCCUUUUUGUUGUGAUAAUACUGACACGUUGUUGGUCUGAGCGAGCCUUUGUUUUAGCUGUGAUAAUAUGCACAUAUUUGUCGUUAAGUUUGAGAUUAGUUAUUAGUGGUAGGUUGUGGAAUGUGGAAUGUCUCCUUGUAGCAUUUUACAAAAUGUUUGUAUUGGACACAAGAGCCAACUGACAUCAUUGUUGUCACAUGAUCUCAGUUCAGGUGCAAUUCUUCCACAUUUAGGAGCCAGUAUGAACUGUAUGGAACCCGCUGCCUCUCCUUAAUACCCGUCUUUACUUUACCUCAGUGACUUGUUAUCACUAUCCUCUGGAGAUACCAUGACUAAUCCGAUCGGAGAUUGUGCGCAAUCUGCCCGAGUUGAAGAAGACCGUGAAGGUAAGUUGCUCUGCAUGGAGAUUAAAGCCAAGUUGGAGGAUUUGCUGUCUGACAGCCACCUGGCGGAGGACGGCUUCCUGCUGAAGCACGUGCAGAAGAACAAGCAGGGCUACGUCAGUCUCAAGCUGCUCACUGGUUCGAAAAAGAUAAAGGCCCUGACCACAAACUGGCACGUGACUCUGGCGGCAGCGGAGGACUCUGAACUUCUGGCGGUGAACGAGGAACGCACCAAAGUGAGGCGGACAGAGCCGCUUCCCCGAUGGCUGCUGUGUUCCCCCACCAGCAAGCUCCUGCUCGCCUGGAACAUUAGUGCGAGGAGAACCACUGAAGAAGACGGAGCACCUCGAGGCCAGGAGCAACCUCGCCUCUCGGAGAUCAUCCUCCAAAAGUUUAGCGUGCAUGGCGGUGUGACGUCACUCUGGAUGCUGCAUCCCGGCAAGAAGCUCCCCAAGGAACUGCAGUGCUACGCCAAGCGCCACAAAGAGCUCGGCCGACACCUGUGUGCAGUUGUGAAGUUCAACCGUUUGGACGAAGUCCGCAAAGCCUACAAAGCCCUGAAAGCAGAGGAGAAAAAGUGUAACGGCGACGGCAUGUGCGUUGUGCCUUUGGGAUCCCAGGCAAUGCUCCGCGUCACCAGUGACCAACCAUCAGAUGAAAAGAACCAGGGCGAAAACGAGGAGGAGGAUUCGUCCCAGGGGGAGGCCUCUGCUCCACCGAAGGUUUCUGACACGCGUCGACCCCAAAAGUCCUCCAACAACUCAGUGCUGAUCUCCACCGGCUGCAACAGGCAGUCCUUCCCCUGUUGGAACCAGACGUUCAACAGGAGGAGCUGGUGGUCUGGAGAUGGUGGCGACGGGAAUUCUCAGGGCCCUUGGGUGCGCAGUCGCAAAUUUGCGGCCAGCGCGUUGGACGCCAGGGUGGCCGAGAACGGGAACGCGCCCAACGUGGUGCAGAGAGUGCUGCGUCAGCCCCGAGGCCCCGAGGGGACCAAGGGCUUCCACAGCAGAGGGAAGCUGCUGCUCCAUCCAACUCGCCCCGGGGUGCAACUCCCACUUUGCUGAAUAGCAGGAGCAGGUGUAGGGAGCAACGGCACGCCACAAUCAUUUAUAAUACGAGGAAGGAAAUAAAGUGUUUUUUUAUUGAAUGAAAAAAAGAAAAGCUAUGUGGUUCUUGGUAUCUCUGUUGGUGAGAGAUUGUUUAGUCUGGUUUGCAUGUAGUUGUAAACAACUGACAGGCGGGGGCAGCAUUUAGCCCGUGUCCACAGCUGUGUUAUUCUAAACACCCAGUUGGUCCUUGUCAAGCUGUAGUUGCGUGGGAGGUAAAUACACUGCAAAGCAUGUAAAUAGAGGACAGCAGUAUUAGCGGGAGGUACAAAUUGUUACACAAACUGAGGCCUUUGAGUGCUGAAGUAAAGUAGGAAAUGUCUCAGAAUCCACGCAGGCCCUUUUCUGCGCUCCCGGCUCAACGCAUCUGGGCACAAAUUGAAAAUUGCAAUGUGUAUUUGUUCUCGGGCCAGGAAUAAUUUACCUUGUUGCCACUUUCUCCAAGAAAGGGUUGUUGUCUUUCAACAUGAGACUUUGGAAAACAAAAAAAAAGCCCCCAUCGUCCCACUGCAUCUUUUUCAAAAAUAACUGUUUAGAUUUUGGUUCUCUAAAAAGUACCUUUCCAUUCUCUGAGAUGACAUUUGGCUGAAGGCUACUCGUCCAAUCAUCAAACCACAUCUUGUGCAAGACGAGCAUAGUGGCCGCAUUUGUGCCGUAUUUCCAGCCUUUUUAACGGCACCUCCACUGGAAUGGUGUGUUUAUAGUGUAACUGAUUGAGGGCUUCCUUAAAAUCUCGCCCAAACUUAAACAAAAUGUGUUUCUCCACUCAUCCGCACCCAGUGGAAAGGAUUCAAUCCAACGUGUAAAGGAUUCUAUCGUAGUGAAAUUGGAAACACACUUUGGUGUUUUCUUUCUUCCCUUGUAUAUUCUGAAGGUCAGUUAGUCUCCAUGACUAAUGUAAUCUUAGCUGCUGAGUGAGACUGUGCAUCGUAUACAGAUCGGAUAAAGUGUUUCACGCUUAUUGUUUCUGACUUGGUUUGCCAAUUAACAGCUGUUGGAAUUUUAUGGCAGAGGAGGAUGGUCCAUGAAAACCUCCACACAUCUGUGAACAAGAUGUAAAGAGUAGAAAUGUUCCUGCCCCACGUCAGGAAAUGUUUCUGUGCUGAUGGUUCCUUUUCAAGGCUAGAAAAGCACGAUAUCGCCUGCUAACUGGAAGUCAUUAUGCAUUUACAUGGUCUCCUCAGCCAGUAAUAGUAUGUCAAACAAUUUAGAUAUAAUCAUUUCGUGUUUUUAGGGGCGAGAUGAUCUGCUGGAAUUUGCACCUGCUGACCAAAAUAGUCCAAAUGUGAAGACAAUAACUAAUGUUUCCGUGAUUCGUGGCGAUGGUCAGCGAUGAAGGGUUUAUAUGAAGAGAGUUUGUGUUGGCGUCCACUCAACCUGCUCUUUAGGUCAUUGACAUAACAAUCGUAAUACACAUUUCGCCUAAUACACACCAGUAUGAGACAAGCCUCGCAUAAAGGUCCCUUUGGUCUUUCCAUUUUUCUCUCAACCAGCAAUAAAGGAGAUUUUAGUCCCAUAACGUUGGCGAAUAGCCACAUUUCCGCCUCGCUGUUGGAAUUUUGUGUACAACUUGGCCUGAGGGUAUCCGAAUGACUCAUGACAUUAGAAUGGGAUGUUUGUCAAAAUAUUAUUUGCUUCCUGUUUUGACGCUGACCUCCUGCUUUAUUUCAACGUCGACAUUCAACAUUGUACCUUUGCAUUUAUUUGACGCUCCCAAAACAGUGUGACUGUGCGACUUUGUGUGUUUUUCUUGUAUCUUCCCUUUCGUGCAUCGCUUCCCUUUUUCUCCUCCCUGCUUGGCCUUUGUUUAUACAUGUCUGACCCCACGCACCUGACACAUUUCCCCGUGGAUGGGGUGUUUAUUUAGAUUGCAGCAUGGAGUUCGCGAUACCUUCCAGAAGUACAACCAUCUGCUCCUGAUUUACGCCUCGAAGCUCCAGGGCUGAAGUACUGGUCCGUAUUGGAGGGGACGUGAACGUGAGAUUUUCGACAACAACAUCCCCUGGUUUUAUCUCAAUCCGGCUGUACUAUACAACUCCGCCGUGAUAAUUCCAUUUAACUGGCUUUACUGUUGUCUUAGCACCGUUUAAACCAAUUGUGAACUUUCUUAAUUCCCGCUAAAAGAUUGGAAAACACUUGCUUCAGCAGACCCUCCUGAGCUUCCCAUUUGAGGCUUUUACCAAUCUUCUCUCUUAAGAUGGCCGAGUCUCCUGUGGCAGAAGGUAAAUGUAAGCCCUCACUCAGGCCAAAGCAUCCUUUAGGGCUCCUGGAGCUCGAGCCAGGGAGAUUAUCAUGUCAGGAGUAAUCCGACUCUGCCCACAAGCACAACUCCGGAGGAGGAGGAGCAACAGCUGAGGAGGGGAGGCUGGAGGCAGCGGCAUCAGAGGAGCUCUCUGCUGCACUUACCAUAACCACGCUCUCCCUCCUCACCCCAACCCAUCUUCUCAACCCACAGAGUCGCCUCCCGGAGCUCCAGAGGAGACACGCUGCCGGAGAUGGGGAAGACGGCACGGUUUGCACGCCAAAGAAUGAUGAAAGAAGCUUACUGAAGUGAGCUGGAUGCCAAGUCCUGGACCCCCUCGAAUCACUCAACUCUCCUCUUUUCGCAUGGAUCAACCUGCGUGGCAUGAAGCUCACGCUUACAUCCAGAGGAAUGUUGAUCUUGAUCUUUGCAACCUGACAGCGUUCCGUGGAAAUGCAAAUAUGAUAGAAGAAUAGUCUGGACCCGAUUCAAGACAGGACACCUCCCGUACUCGCAGGCGCAGGGAGUUGUGAUGAUUUUCUGGGGAACAAGCAGGAGUCCUGCCCUCACUUCUCGCCUGUGUUGUUGAUGAUGAUGAUGAUGAUGAUGAUGAUGGACUUACCCAGCCAGCACUUGCCAGUGGAGGUCAGCUGAAGACGACUCCACGCAGCUAAGUCUGGAUUAGCCGGCCGAACG
This is a messenger RNA of Gasterosteus aculeatus aculeatus (three-spined stickleback), 4441 nucleotides long. Lineage: Eukaryota; Metazoa; Chordata; Actinopteri; Perciformes; Gasterosteidae. The record is from RefSeq and is a predicted model, not a curated record.